AUGCUACUAUUAUUAUGGACUGUAUCAGUAGCUACAGAUACGAUAGCAUUUCCCUGUAUUAAAUUUAGAAUCACAUGUAAAAACUCAACUUCAUUUACUCUUUGGUUUCUUUUACUGCCUAUUUUGCAUGAAGUAAUUGUGUUGGCAAAUAGUCAAGAACAAGCAUUUGACUGUGAUAUUUUGGAUGCAAAAUGUCGCGAACGUUAUCGUCAGACAAUUCAUACUACAUCAAUUAAAAGUAAAGCUUCUCGAUGCUCUCAACAAGACAUCUGGUUGAUACCUGGCAAAGCUGACGCUAGUUGCUCUCGUCCAGGAGCAAAAAAAGUACUGGAAGUAGAUCCACGGCAGCUUGUUAUAAGACCAGAAGUGGUCAAGCUUCCAGGUUGUUUUGAUCUAGAAAUCAAAAAUGUUAGAGUAUUAGAUAACGAAGAUGCAUUUGAGAAUAGUUUCUUUGCAAAAGCUGAAUAUCAAUGGUGGAAUGUGAAAGAUUUUGCUAAUUUAAAGUGUCAAAACGCUAGUAAUAAUGGUUGUGGCGGAUAUGGAAAUAACUGUUAUUACUGCGACAUUUGCAAAAGUCUAACCGAAUUACAAACAGACUCCAGUAAAUCAACUUUAGCCAAUCAGUUAAAAGGGAUCAAUUGUCCGAGUCGUCCUGGUUUUUAUACUUUUAGAAAAGAAUUCUGCUUCAAUGACUGGUCGGCUUUUGACAGAGAUGGCGAUUGUCAGUUUGACUUUUUUCAAGGUGACAAAUUCUCGGAUUAUCGAUCGGCUCUUUCUUAUCUGCAACAAAUUGGCUAUGGUACUUUAGUGGCCAAAUUACGUUUAGCCAUGAAUGCAACUGGUGAUGUAGAGGAAAAGAAACGUAUCAAAGAGGCAUCGAUUGAAGAAAAUAUCCAAAAAGAAUUGGAAGAAAGGCGUAAAAGUUGGGACAUCAAUAACGGACAGUUUGAGAAAUUCCGUCAAUGGUAUAUCAAUUAUCGCAAAGACAUCUGGCACAGAGAAGAUUACCUACCAUGGCUGUUGUAUGAAAAUGAGAUUUCAUGCAUACGGCUCACUUUCGAUGUUUGUGAACGAAUCCCAAGACGCAGCCCAUUCACCGGUCAAUUAACAUGCAACCCAAAUUAA
Messenger RNA from Thelazia callipaeda (thelaziosis nematode), 1125 nucleotides. The record is from the annotation of a GenBank genome assembly. Lineage: Eukaryota; Metazoa; Nematoda; Chromadorea; Rhabditida; Thelaziidae.